Molecule: messenger RNA, 2710 nt
Organism: Colossoma macropomum (tambaqui)
Lineage: Eukaryota; Metazoa; Chordata; Actinopteri; Characiformes; Serrasalmidae
Gene: ptafr
Product: platelet-activating factor receptor
Exons: 2
Coding region: 147-1265 (372 amino acids)
Biological process (GO): G protein-coupled receptor signaling pathway; chemotaxis
Cellular component (GO): membrane
Molecular function (GO): platelet activating factor receptor activity; G protein-coupled purinergic nucleotide receptor activity
Source: RefSeq, a predicted model, not a curated record
GAGCACUUCCUCUGUGUGUUGUGUCAUGCGGGUGUAGACUAUGGAAAUAACAGGGCGGGACUGAAUGUGAAACGGUGCAAACGAAAGAGUUUGAACUAAACACACACAGACAGACGAACAGACGAGCUCACAAAGACUGGAUUAAGAUGUCCUUCAUGGCCACUUUGGUCACUUCUGGGGAAACCGUCACCUCGCCCACAGAUAAGAACAACAUGUCUUGGAACGGGACAUUCCUGGACUCACAGUUCCGCUACUCUCUCUUCCCCGCCUUCUACGGCCUGGUGUUCAUUCUCGGCUUGUUGGCUAACAUCUACGCGCUCUUCAUCCUGCGGCAUAUGCGUGACGCCAAGGCCAUGAACGAGAUUAGGAUCUACAUGACCAACCUGACCGUGGCCGACCUGCUGUUCAUCCUCGUUCUCCCCUUCUGGAUCGACUACUACCGUAACAAUGGCAACUGGAACUCCUCGGAGGCACUGUGCCGCAUCGCUGGCGCGCUGUUCUUCAUCAACACUUACUGCUCUGUCCUCUUCCUCACUGUGAUUAGCGUCAACCGCUACUGGGCCGUGACCCGGCCGCUAGUCGCUGCUUCUUCUGACUGCUGGAGGCGAGGCAUCAUCGUGUCCUUCAUCAUUUGGGUCAUCACACUAGCGGCCGCAGCUAAGCAGCUCAGAGAUACCGGCAUCCAGAAAGACGGCAGCAUUUCACGAUGUUUUGAAGGAUAUCACAACCAGUCAGCAGGAGAAAAGAUAGCUGUAGCGGCCAUCCACUUUAUCAUCAUCGGCAUCUUCUUUGUCGUUUUCAUGCUCGUCAUUGUGUGUAAUGUGCUAAUUGCUAGCACCUUGCUAAAGCAGCCUAUCAGCCAGCCGAGGCCCAGCACGGGCAGGAGGCCGCAGGGUACAAAACGGCGCGCCCUGCGCAUGCUGUGUGCCGUCAUAGGGGUUUUUGUUGUGUGCUUCGUCCCACACCACGUGGUUCAGGGGCCCUGGACGCUAGCCGUUCUGGAGCUGACCGACUGGAGCCAGCAAACCCGCCAGCGCCUGAACGAUGCCCACCAGAUCACCCUGAUGCUCAUGGGACUGAACUGUCUGCUGGACCCCGUUGUCUACUGCUUUGCCACCAGGAAGUUCCGCAAGUACAUCCAGGGGCACCUGCGGAAGGUCAAAGAUGGGAAAGCCUGCUCCACCAACACCACCAUCACCGGAGUGUCCAUGAAGGUCAAGCACCAAAAUGAAUUGGUUAGCGUCUUUGAAGACCCCAAAGAGUAGCUGUGUGUUCAAGGUGGAGCACUGUGCUCCAGAAACCAGAGCUCUUCAGGGAUAGACAUGCUGCACACAGUGAUUAAAUUAAAUACAUACCAGACAGAAAGUGGAGAAAAUGGAGAGUGUAUAAACACUGGAUAGAAAGUGGAGAAAAGAGUACUGUGUAUGUACUGGACAUUAAAGAGAAACAUGGAGUUUUUGCAUACUGGACAUAAAAGGGAAAGUGAAGUGUGCUGGACCUAAAAGGGACAAUUGGGGUGUGUAUACAUACUGGAUAUAAAAGAGGAAAUUGGGGUGUGUGUACAUCCUGGAUAGAAAGUGGAUAAAUUCUGGGUGUGCAUAAAUAACAGAUCGAAAAGUAGAGUGUGUACAUGUACCAGACAUAAACAAGAAAUGUGAAUUGUCCAUACCUACUGGAUAAAAAAUGAAGAAAUGGACAGUAUGUAUAAAUACUGGACAGAAUAUGAAAAAAUGUGAAGUAUGUAUACAUACUGGAUAGGAAGUGGAAAAAUGAUGAGUUUGUAUACAUACUGGGUAGAAGUGGAAUGUGUGCACUUAUUUGACAAUUUGAGCUUUUCAACAGAAGGAACGUCACAGAUGUUUAUCUAAACGACUGCAGAGCAUUUAACAUAAAACAUCAUUCAGAUCAUGAAUAAUGCUUUAGUGUAUGCAGCUCACUGUACAGGUGAUUUCACAUCAUUUUUCAUAACUUAGCCAAUCUCUGCUCUUUAGAAAUAAUCUGCCUGAAAUUCCAGAAUUUCACAGAUGCGGAAAUGAUAUUUUUAAAUCAUAACCAUCUCGAUUUCAAACCGUACAGAAAGCUGCGGUGGUUUUGUGAGCGUGAUGUUCUUCCUGUUCUCAGCUGCAUUUCUUCACACCCCUCUUCAUCGUCUUAUGCAACUUUUCUAGUUCUCCAAAAUGCAGGAAAUUCAGAAAUAACCCCCCCCCCCAAAGGAAGCAUGCAUGGUACACUUUAAAAACUACACACUCAAAAACGACGGUUCUUCAAGUGUUCUUCAGUAAAAACAAUGGCUUCAAUUACAACCAUGAGUUCAGUGUAGAUCUAUCUAGUGCAUAAAUGGUUCUUCAAAUUGAUGGAGAACGUGCUGUAUGGUUAUAAAUAGCACAAAAAAGGUUCUGCUAUUGUUACGGUGUCAAGUUUAUCACAAUAGAAGAACCCUUUUUGGUGCUGUGGUGCUUUUUAAGUGUGUAGGCUCCUAAAUGGUUCUUGACUUGGUUAAAAACACUCUAUAUUGGUGAAAAUACUGUAGAUUCUGUAUGUUUUAGAGUUUUUCUGCUCUAAUUGAUCGAUUGAACUGAUCCUCAAACUCUUCAUGUGCUGAAUCAGGUGCUAGAGUAGGACUGGCUCAACAAAUUAUAUAUAUAUAUAUAUAUAUAUAGAUAGACUCUGAUAUGUAUAUAUAUAUAUAUAUACUCUUAAAAAAGGUGGU